CAGGGAUUGAAUCUGCACCCUCAUGGAUGCUAGUCAGAUUCAUUAACUACUGAGCCACUGAUGGGAACUCUAUAUUUUAUUUUUUUUCUGUCAUGGCUCUAUGGCAUAUGAAGUUCCCGGGCUAGGGAUCAGAUCUGGACCACAGCUUCAACCCAUGCCACAAUUACAGCAGUGCUGGAUCCUUUUAAUCCACUGUUCCAGGUCAGGGAUUGAACCUGUGUCCUCGCACUGCAGAAAUGCCGCUGAUCCCUUUGUGCCACAGCAGAAACUCCAAUUGUACAUUGUUAUUAAUAUGUCCUUGACAUUUCCUUUAUGCCACAUAGUCUUUGUGACCAUAUUUUUAAUAAUUGCAUGAUAUUCUAUCAAGUUGAAUGCAUUCCUAUUUGCAUAACCAUUCACCUAUUAUUAAAUUCUUAGGUUCCCUCUAAAUUUUCCCUAGAAUGAAAAAUUCUUCAGUAAGCUGUGAUUCAUUCAGCAGAUUCAGUAAGUACUCACUGUGUAUAAGGAGCUUUGCUUGGCUCUGGGAGCACAGGGCUCUCAGUUUAUAAGGGGAGAUGUGUGUAGGGAACCCUGGCCUGCAGUAAACACCGGCAUGGAUAAGUUACUAAAAAAGUACCGAGGAGAGGACAGAAUGUCAGACUCUGCCUGGAGAGCUCAGGGAAGGCAGGAAAGGGUUGUGGGUGAUGAGUUAAGUGAGUUAACGGGGGUGAGUUGCAGGUUACUAAGGACUUUAUAAGCCAUCUUAUAGAAUAGAACUUUUAUCUUCAGUGCAAGGGGAAAGUCAAGUUUUGAGAAGAGAACUGGCAUUAUCUACUGAGGCAAGGUGGUAACAGAGAGUUUAAUUAGGAAAUUAUUAAGGAAUCCAGGUGAGGGGUGACUUACACCAGGUGGAAAUGGUGGAGGUUGUAUGAAGUGGCCAGAUGGGAAGAAAUAGCCCAUGUCAUGAGCUGUUGGAUGUGACAGUGUCAAAGAGAGAAAAGUCAAAGAUGGGCUCUCAGGCAUUCAUUCACCCCAAGGGACUGCAACGGUGGAGUUGCUAUUUCCAUAAACAAGGAAGGAUGUAGGAGGAGCAAGUUUGGGAAAAAAAGUGGGUUAAGGAUCUGGCUUUGCUGUGGCCUGUGGUGUAGGUCCAAGACUUGGCUCAGAUUGGGUGUUGCUGUGGCUCUGGUGUAGGCCAGAAGCUGCAGCUCCCAUUCAUCCCCUUGCCUGGGAACUUCCAUAUGCUGCUGCAGGUUUGGCUCUAAAAAGAGAUACAAUACAAUAAAAUAAAAAAUAAAAUAAAAUUCACGGAGAAAGAGGUUUGUCCUGGAGUUAUAAAUUUGGGAGAUAUCUGUAUACAAUAUUUUUAACAUUAAAAAAAAACCAGUAUAGUUAUUUACCCAUUAUUACUCCUCUCAUAUAGAAUUUUCAUUGGUAUUUUCCUUUUUUAAAUCCAAAUAAACUUUAGAGUCACUUUGUGAAAUUUAUUUUCUAAAGUAUGUUGGAAAUUUUACUAGAAGACUGUGUAUAAAUUUACUGGAAGACUGACUAUAAGGUAAUUUGAAAAGACUUGACACCUUUAAAAUGGAUCUUUGUAACCAGCAACAAAUUAUUCUCUCCAUUUAGUUUUCCUUUAUUUCUUCUAAGAGUUCCUUCUUUUUCUGACAAAUAGUUCAUACACAUUUCUUGAUAAUAUUAUUCCCAAGUGUUAUAUACUUUUUGUUGCCAUCGUUAGUAAAUUUCAUUCCAUUGGUGUUCUGGUAGUUUUUGCCUUCUGAAGGAAUUAUAUUGAUAUAUUUGGCCACGUCACUAAAUUGUGGGUAUUAUAAAUAAUAUCCUUGAUUUCUUUGAUUUUUUUUCCCCAGCAAUAGAAUCAUAUUGUCUGCAAACAAUCAUUUAAUCUUUUUCCUUUCAACCCUUGUAUCCGAUUUCUGCUCGUGCCAAGAAAAGAAGUCUUAAUUUAAGAUGGGGGAACUGUUGGUAAGGAGAAAAUUAAUAUCUAAAAGUCUAGUCACAGCUUAUAAUUUUUGUUUAGUUUUCACUUUAGGCUUAUUCUAGUUAUUUAUUUUCCUUUAUAUAAUUUAUUUCUGAUGGAUUUAUUUUUAGUACCUAAAGUUCAUCUGUUUUAGGUUUAUGCAUUAUCUUCAGUAGUUGGUUUGGGUGUGGUAGAUAUUUGGUUUUCAUCCAUUUUGCUCUUCCAGGGACAUAUUCUCUGACUCCUUGAGCAUCACAGAUGGGGGGAAACACUCUUUUCCUCUUGAAUCAGCAUUUACGUUUUAUGGAUGCAGAAACAAAUUAAACCCAGUAGAAAGCACAUAACCAAGCAAUUUCAGUCCUAUAAGUGAAUAAAGCCCUAAUGAAAAUUUAAAGUUCAGUAGUCUCUCCAUUUCCCCUCAAAUGAACAAAAACAAAAACUUUAAGCAUGUUUAAAAAUUAUUGCCUGUACACUUAUAAGGCAGUUGAUUUUGAAAACUGAUUUUAUUUUCAAACUAAGUUUUACCAACACGAAAAUUAUAUUUAAAAAAACUUUCUAAAUACAAAACCAGUUUCACUUCUGAUGGCGAUUGUCAAUCAGAAAAGGACUUGCUGAUGCAGCUUAGAUUUCUGGAAUGCUUUAUCUUGAAUUUUCAAGCUAACUUUCAAGUUUUAUUUUCUAUUUGUUAAGCCUCAUGUGACCUUUCUCCGUGAAUGAGCAGUGGACGCUAUCUGACACGUUAGGACUUUGUACCUCCAAGGGUGGAUUUGCAGGACAGCUUUUAAUUGGCCUGCAUUGGCUUGUUUAAAUAGCCAAACACCUGCUGGGCAAGCCCCUGCGCAUGUGAGUGGCUAUAUGUUCCUUCCUUUAGGAUUUGCAAGGCUGGAGCACAAAGACAGCGAUUGUUACCCAAUAAGCAGUAGUCACACACUUCUACCAAUCGCCUUAGGAGGGCUGGUUACCAUGGAAUCCACCAUCUGUUCACUCCCCGCCGGAAUGUGAUUAUCCUUGCUGGGCUGGGAACUGGGGGAAGCAGGGAGCGUGUGCUGUGUGAAAUGAUCUGCAAUGGACUGGGUUAAUGGGAGGCUAGAUCUGACUCACGAGAAGAACAAAUGAAGGGAGUUUUACUUCUUAACCAUUUGUGACUUCUAACCAAGAGGAAUAAAUUCAGCUUUUAUAAGGCAGCAGUAUCUGUCCAAAGAUUACUAUAGUUCCACCUUGUUUGAAAAGCAGCACAACCACGUUGAUUGAUGAGAAUGUAUGUGUUGAAGAGGCUCAGGGAAUAAAUGGGAAAACGCCAGCAAAACACCCAGCUCCAAGUCCAAAGCCACAAGUGCCUCCAAAGCCAUUACAUCUGCAGAAUUCACCUUCGUCCAAUAUACACCAAACCCCCAGGCACAAAGCUUUAUCUAGUGCAAAACCAAGGAUGGAGGAAGUAAAACCUGCCUCUGCUUCUUGUGUCUCAAAAGAAAAACCCAGUAAGGUAUCAGAUCUCAUCAGUCGCUUUGAAGGAGGCAGCCCAUUAACAAAUUACAGUGAAUUGAAGAAAGAUUCUGCUAUAAACCUAAAUGUUCCUAGAACCCCAGGAAGGCACGGAUUGACAACCACACCUCAGCAAAAACUCCUCUCCCAGUACUUACCAGAGAAGCAGGGACAUGAUACGGAUCACACUCAGGGUGUACAGACUUGCGUGGUUAAUGGUAUGGUAGCAGCACAAAACCAGAUGGAAUGUGAGGAGGAUAAAGCAGCCACUCUUAGCCCAGAUACUCCUGUUCAGACUUCCGAACCCUUGCCCGAUACAGACUUAGUAAAUGGAGAAAAAGAAGAAAAAACCACAGUCCCUGCAUUGCCCACAACAAGUGACUGUGAGGGAAGUGCUUCUGACAGUAGCUGCAGGACUCCACCUGUCGGCCCAGUGCUCCCCCUGGAAGAAGGGAGGGCAGACACAGAAGACAAGGUACAAGAGAGGGAAAAUGGAGAAAGCCCUCUGGAAUUGGAUCAGCUAGACCAACAGCAUGAGAUGAAGGAGACCAAUGAGCAAAAACUUCACAAAAUAGCCAAUGAGCUUUUGCUUACGGAAAGAGCUUACGUCAGCCGACUUGACCUCUUAGAUCAGGUAUUUUACUGCAAACUAUUGGAAGAAGCAAAUCGAGGCUCAUUUCCAGCAGAGAUGGUGAAUAAAAUCUUUUCUAAUAUUUCAUCAAUAAAUGCCUUCCAUAGUAAAUUCCUAUUGCCAGAGCUGGAGAAGAGAAUGCAAGAAUGGGAAACGACUCCUAGAAUUGGUGACAUCCUUCAGAAAUUGGCACCAUUCCUUAAGAUGUAUGGAGAAUAUGUGAAGGGGUUUGAUAAUGCAAUGGAAUUGGUUAAAAACAUGACAGAGCGUAUUCCCCAGUUCAAGUCAGUAGUUGAAGAAAUUCAGAAACAGAAGAUCUGCGGGAACUUGACUUUGCAGCAUCACAUGCUAGAACCUGUUCAGCGGAUUCCCCGGUAUGAGAUGCUCCUUAAGGAUUACCUAAGGAAACUGCCCCCUGAUUCUCUGGACUGGAAUGAUGCUAAAAAAUCACUUGAAAUUAUAUCUACAGCAGCAAGCCAUUCUAAUAGUGCAAUAAGAAAAAUGGAGAACCUAAAGAAACUCUUAGAGAUUUAUGAAAUGUUGGGAGAAGAAGAAGACAUUGUAAAUCCUUCAAACGAACUAAUAAAAGAAGGACAGAUCCUCAAGCUAGCUGCUCGGAACACAUCAGCACAAGAACGCUACCUUUUCUUAUUCAACAACAUGUUGCUGUACUGUGUGCCAAGAUUCAGCUUGGUGGGCUCUAAAUUCACAGUUCGAACCAGGGUUGGCAUCGAUGGAAUGAAAAUUGUGGAGACUCACAAUGAAGAAUAUCCACAUACUUUCCAGGUAUCUGGGAAAGAGAGGACACUGGAACUACAAGCCAGCUCUGAGCAAGAUAAAGAGGAAUGGAUCAAGGCACUUCAAGAGACUAUUGAUGCUUUCCAUCAGAGGCAUGAAACCUUCAGAAAUGCAAUUGCCAAGGAUAAUGACAUUCAGUCAGAGGUUUCUACUGCUGAACUAGGAAAAAGGGCUCCAAGAUGGAUCCGAGAUAAUGAAGUUACGAUGUGUAUGAAAUGCAAAGAGCCUUUUAAUGCACUGACACGGAGAAGGCAUCAUUGUCGAGCAUGUGGUCAUGUGGUUUGUUGGAAGUGUUCUGACUAUAAAGCUCAACUUGAGUAUGAUGGUGGUAAAUUGAGCAAAGUUUGUAAAGACUGUUAUCAAAUAAUAAGUGGCUUCACAGACAGUGAAGAAAAGAAAAGAAAAGGAAUUUUAGAGAUUGAAUCAGCAGAAGUAUCUGGAAACAGCGUGGUGUGCAGCUUUCUUCAGUAUAUGGAAAAGUCAAAACCUUGGCAGAAAGCUUGGUGUGUGAUCCCCAAACAAGACCCUCUUGUACUGUACAUGUACGGUGCCCCCCAGGAUGUCAGGGCCCAGGCCACCAUUCCACUCCUGGGCUAUGUUGUGGAUGACAUGCCAAGGAGUGCAGACCUGCCACAUAGUUUCAAACUGACCCAGUCCAAGUCUGUACACAGCUUUGCUGCAGACAGUGAGGAACUGAAACAGAAGUGGCUGAAGAUCAUCCUUUUAGCUGUCACAGGUGAGACACCAGAUGGUCUUAGCAAGCAUCUGGACACUUUGGACAGUCAUCCUGAAUCUAAAAGAAAAUCAGAAUGCUGAGCUCCAGGACCAACUGUGGUGUGUGUGUGGUGGGGGAGGGGGUCUUAAGAUUUACAGCCCAAGACAUUCCCAGCUCUCCUUAUUCAUCUCUUAGCACUUUAUGUUGAAAAAUACAGGUUCAUAAAUGCAUCUUUGGGGGACUAUUUUCCUAUGUUUAUGUAGUCUUAAGUGAAAUUAACAUGCAGAGCCAUUCUACUCAAAGGUUUGAAAUAAUGUGAAAAAUGGAGCAUUUUUAAAUGAGCUUUUCUUUGAAUAUGUACUUGUGUCUUGAAAAAAAAGUGGUAUCAAUUAAUUCUGUCACUUCAGGUUAGAAAAGGCCACUUUCGUUUAAGAAAUCCUUUAAUGUCUUCACUUUCACGAGUAGGAUUUGUAAUGGUUUGAAAGAUAUACCUCCAUGUUGCCAAAAUAGAUCCACAGUUAAAAAAAAAAAAAUACAGGGACAGUUUAGGCUAUUGUAUUAACUUAUUUAAUUUAGUUUGUAAAACUCAAGCUGCAUAAAUGAUGUAUGUUCUUUUAAAACAAAAGAAAAAGGAAAAAUCGUUGGUGUUCAAACUUUCAACUUACUAAGAAAAGAUAAUACUUGUUUUUGUAGAAUACUUCUAAGAAUAAAAUCCUUAAGUAUAUAGCAAUUAUGUAUAUAUAGUAUUGAAUAUAAAUAUAUAUAUACACUAUACAUCUUUUUUCUUCAGCUUUAGGUUCAUAUUUGUCUCUAAUUUAUUUUUUAAAUAUACAGCAUGUUUUAUCUUGGAAUUGAGCAGUGUUCUAAACUUAAGAAAUGUUUUUGGUGAUUUAGGUUUAACGGAUUGACAUCUAAGGGUAUUGAUAUUUUUAUAAUAAGAAAAAGCUGUAAUUUAUGUGGCAUGGGUUAUAUCAGUGAAUUCCAACAAUAUUUUUAAAGUACUAUUUUUCUUUGUUCUGUGCCUAUUAAAACAGUGCCUCUCUUUGAAGGUGCUAAUAAUACCUACUUAAAUAUAAGAUGAGGGUUUAAUUAA
Messenger RNA from Sus scrofa (pig), 6673 nucleotides. It is a transcript of the gene FGD4, whose product is annotated as FYVE, RhoGEF and PH domain containing 4. The record is from RefSeq and is a predicted model, not a curated record. Gene Ontology annotation, cellular component: cytoplasm. NCBI's taxonomy places the organism in Eukaryota, Metazoa, Chordata, Mammalia, Artiodactyla, Suidae. Gene Ontology annotation, molecular function: metal ion binding; guanyl-nucleotide exchange factor activity. Gene Ontology annotation, biological process: cytoskeleton organization; filopodium assembly.